CAAAAUUCUCCGUCCACCAAAAACAGCGCGAGAAAUGGCAAAUUUGGCGAUGCAAAAGAGACUUGCUGCUUCCGUCUUGAAGUGCGGAAAGCGCAAGAUUUGGAUGGAUCCUAAUGAGAUUAGUGAGAUCAGCAAUGCCAACAGUCGUCAGAACAUCCGUAAGCUCGUUAAGGACGGUUUGGUUAUUCGCAAGCCCAACUUGAUGCACUCUCGCUUCCGUGUCCGUAAGACUCAAGCUGCCAAGCGUCUCGGUCGCCACACCGGUUACGGUAAGCGUAAGGGUACUGCUGAGGCUCGUAUGCCCUCUUCUGUUGUCUGGAUGCGUCGUCAACGUGUCUUGCGCCGUCUUCUUCGCAAGUACCGUGAGGCCGGAAAGAUUGACAAGCAUCUUUACCACACUCUCUACCUUGAGGCCAAGGGUAACACCUUCAAGCACAAGCGUGCCCUUAUCGAGCACAUCCAACGUGCCAAGGCUGAGGCCAACCGUACCAAGCUUCUUGAGCAACAACAAGAGGCUCGUCGUGCUCGUGCCAAGGCUGCCCGUCAACGCAAGCACAAGGCUGCCGAGGAGAAGCGUCUUCAACAAAUUAACGGAGAUGAGAAUGCCCAAUAAAUUGCUUUUUCCUGAACUUAGUGCUUAAUUGAGUUGUUUUAAGAAAGCUUCGUAGUUGUGUAAUGAUGCUUACAUGCGUUGUCGAGUACUGCAGUCUGAUAGAGAGCCUUGGUUUCGCUAGCGAUGGGCGGUUUCACAAUGUUCGCGUAG
Molecule: messenger RNA, 763 nt
Organism: Schizosaccharomyces japonicus yFS275
Lineage: Eukaryota; Fungi; Ascomycota; Schizosaccharomycetes; Schizosaccharomycetales; Schizosaccharomycetaceae
Product: 60S ribosomal protein L19
Exons: 1
Coding region: 35-613 (192 amino acids)
Biological process (GO): translation
Cellular component (GO): cytosolic large ribosomal subunit; preribosome; ribosome
Molecular function (GO): RNA binding; structural constituent of ribosome
Source: RefSeq, a predicted model, not a curated record